Messenger RNA from Amphimedon queenslandica, 694 nucleotides. RefSeq lists its product as uncharacterized. The transcript is spliced from 5 exons. The record is from RefSeq and is a predicted model, not a curated record. Gene Ontology annotation, cellular component: cytoplasm. Bases 17 to 679 code for a protein of 220 amino acids. Gene Ontology annotation, molecular function: phosphatidylinositol-3,4-bisphosphate 4-phosphatase activity. NCBI's taxonomy places the organism in Eukaryota, Metazoa, Porifera, Demospongiae, Haplosclerida, Niphatidae.
AAGUUUUGCUGUAGCAAUGGAGUCCGACAUUAAAUUAAUAAAGAAAGACAUUCAAUUUUACUUGGAGGCUGCUCUUGGAUUAAAUGACGAUGUUGAGGUGACAUACUCCUGGGACAGAUUAUUCUCUCAGUGUUUGACGGCAGUUACAACCGGUUUCGCUCAUCAACUAAUAGCAGCUGCUAAUUCUCAUGUUAAUACUUGUUCCGAAUACAUUAAGAGCCCAGUCGACGCCAGCCAGCAGUGGUUGGACCAGAUCAUCGCCAAAGGAGUGGUGGUCUGCUUCCAGUGUCUCCUACUACCUUCAGUGAAUCAAGAAUUUUUAAGUCUCAAGGAUCUAGUUCCUGUCAUUGAAAGACUAAAGACGGUUACUUUUCACGUGAAGGAAAUUGCAACGAAAUCACAAAUACUGCAAAACAGCACACUUCCACACGUUACCAUAUCUGGCGACCACAACAGGUUACAUGUGACAUUCUCGUUGCCUAGCAACCUCAUGGAGAACCUUCCGGAAGAGUUAACGUCGGACGAAGGUGUACCAGUGUACCCUCUGUUGUUUAAUAAUGGACUAGCGGAGCUGAGCGAAACAAGCAGCCAGUUUAAGGUGGAGCAAGAAAUUAAUAAAGCAUCUUAUGUCACACUCAGGGACUACUGUGAAGGAGUAAAGUAUGUGUGGGUGGAGUAGAUACAUGUAAUGUAU